UCUCCCAUCCUCUGAAUUUUUCCACAGCAUGAACAUCGUAUAUAGUAUACGCAAGCGUAAGAACCAUAGAGUUUAACUCGUAAAACCGGCUACUUAUAUCCGCAGAUUGGACGCAUAUAUAAUUCAAAUAAAGGUAAAACAUAAUGUGUGUAGGUUUUUUUGACACCCCAACAAUAAAUAACACAGCAUUUCGAUAUUUACACUUUCCUCAGUUUGUUUAGUUUGCUAUAAAACAGAAUCUAAAUUUUUAAAAUAUUUAUUUUACAGACCUCUUCAAACAUUUGAUGACGAUCCCUCUAAAAGUAAAUUUAAUAAAUAAAAGAAUUUUUAAAUCAUUGUCCUAAAUGUAUAAUGGAUAUAUAGAAACUAAUGUGAUUAAACAGUAAAAUUUUCAUUUUAGUUUAAACUAAACUAAGUAAUUAAAAUAAGAUAAAUUAAUUUAAUUAACAAAUAAUAAUAUUUUCUAUAUUUUACUGACCAUUUGGUGUUUGGAGGAGGAGGUAAUGGAAACACCUCGCGCACAGAAAACCCUUCUACUUGAUACCAUUCUCUCGGUUGAUUUUGAUCAUGACUUGGUGAACCACCUUCAACAUGAGGAGGAUUUUGCUGGGGAGGUUGUGGUGUUUCCUGUGGUGGACGGGGUAAACGACGCCCACGUCUAAGAUUUUCUUGCGCCUGUUGCGGCAAAGGUAAACGCUGACCUUCAGCUUGAGCUAAAAUAAUUAAAUUAAAAUUUGUUAGCUUUUCUUUGCAACAAAUAAAUGAUAUAUUGUUAAAAAUGUCUUAUAAUCUCUAUGUAAAGUUACUUGACCUUGUUGUUGAUGUCGAUGUUGGAUCUGAUGUUGGGGUGAAUGUGAAUCUAUUAAUAGUUUUAUUAGUUUUUUUCAAUAUUUUAUACUAUACUAGGUCAAUGUUAUCAAUUAAAACUUUUACCCAGCAAAACCAUUAUUCUGGUAUAUCUACAUUUAUUAGGAACUGUGCCCUAGGAGCUGAUACUAUUUAAGCAUUAUUCAAAUUAUUAAAAACCGGGUCUGGGCCAGGGUGUAAAAACGCAUUUCCGGGAGUUAUCCUUGAAGGGAGGAUUUUAGGCUUAUCUGAAAGCCCUUGAAAUUUGCUACAAGAUAGCAAAAAUCUUAUUUUUCAGAAAAAAUCCAAUUAAGAGACAUUUACCAAUAUUCUUCCAUACCGAUCUUAUAGGGCAUUUUAUGGGGCAAUUAGUCUUUUUUUCGAGACUGGGAGGCGGAGUGGGUAAACGAUGCCGACGACUAGGAUGUUGUGCCAAGGUACAGGAUCUAGGUGCCAAGGUACAGGAUGAGCUUCAGCUAAAAUAUUUAAAAUAACAAAUUUUAUAUUGGCCUUGCAAAAAAUGUCAGUUUGUUAAAAAUGUCUAUUAUAAUCUGCUAUGUAAAGUUACUUCUCUCUUGAUUUUAAUCACGAUUACCUUCUUCGACAUGAUGAGUAGUUUGCUGUGGAGGUUGUGGCGUUUCCUGUGACGGAGGGGGUAAAGCAAAGAUCAUGGUACUAGGAUUUUGUUGCGCCUGUGGCGACAAACGUCCACGAUGACGUCCAUGAUGAGCUUCAGCUUCAUCUAAAAUAU
Meloidogyne enterolobii is the source of this 1597-nucleotide messenger RNA. The record is from the annotation of a GenBank genome assembly. NCBI's taxonomy places the organism in Eukaryota, Metazoa, Nematoda, Chromadorea, Rhabditida, Meloidogynidae.